UUAAUCAAUGAAGCGUGACCACAUGCGCCGUGGCGUUCACGUCCGGUUUGGGGGAUGAAUCGCAAAAUGUUAUUUUUUGUGAGUUAAGUGACUGAACCCUACGUGUUAUUAUAAACGUUCGGGUGUUAAGGGAGCACUAGUGAAGCUGUAAUACUUGGGUCGAACUGAAAAUGUAGUUGUUUGUUUUAAUCUGUCAUAAACAACAUAUAAUGAACUAGUACAAAUGUUUACAUCCACCACUAUAGGCAACUAUAACUCGGUAGAAAGAAGCCUAAAAGCAUUAGAAAGACAUCCGAAUAUUCCCUAUGUAAUAUCAUUUUCACCUCAAAUCAACCCUGGAGCAGUGGGCGUGGCACCGCACAGGUGAGCGGCCGGAGGAGGAAACCUCAAACACAGGAAGCAGAGAGAAGUGGGCUGGUCACUGUUUUCUUGGCACUAACGACAAUACGAGUACAUUGUGUGCGGUGUCCAAAAGGCGCAGGCGAAGAUGCCAGAGAGGGUCAGACCCCACCAGAAGAGUAGAGUGUACAAUGACUACCCGAGCAGGGCCAGAGACCACUACCCUCACGAUGGAGACCCCCAACCCUACGGUGGCAGGGAUCGCAAGCACGAGCCGAGAGACGCGGAGAGAGGCUCUGCUGGUGACAGGAGGGUCAAACAAAACAGACAGAGGGACAUGACAACUGCCUCUCGCCAGGAGCCCGGUUACAGAGACCAGGACCCUGAAGGACCCUCGAGACCGUCCGGAGAGACUUCGAUCUAUCGCUCUGAAGUGGAGCCUUAUGAGCAACAACACAGACGGGCUCUUUACAAUCUCAGAUACAUCUUAACCAGCCGAGGUCUCUGCCAGCUCAUGGAGCUGUUUGUGAAUCUGCUCGUGGUCAUCUGUGCCGGAGUGCCGUACAGCAACAACGGGGGCUACCGCGACCUGGCCAGCCUCGGUGGAAUCUACUACUAUCACUUUGGCGGCGCCAAUGCCUUCACGGGGGCCGACGCAGACCGGGUGAAGGACCUCGACCGACAGUUCCAUCAGCUCAAGAGACCUCCGUAUGUCUUCACCAUGGCCUGCGGCGGCGUUUUAAUGAUCUACGCUUGUGCAAUGCUCGCCUUGGGGCUUUUCAGGGUCACUUACCGCUGGCCCCCCGUGCUGCUCGGCGAGGCCCUGCUGAACCUCCUGAUCGGCCUGGGCUACAUCCCUGCGCUGGCCUUCCUCUUCAUCAAGCUGCAGGAAACCUACAGCGACGCAAUCUGCACGGAGAGAGAGCAGAUGUACAAAAGCAAAGGACACAAGGGCUUCGAAUGCCAGUUCCACGGCGCGGACAUCGCAGUCGGCCUCUUCGGGGUGCUGGGGGUGUUUGUUUUCGUCUUCGGGGCAGUGUUAGCUGUCAGAGCGUUCAGGGCAGUGCGAGAGCUAAAGAAACAAAGGCCCGACGAGGACGACAAUUUCUAAGACGUCUCUCUGUGACAUUUGAACAAAAGUGGAAUUGAUCAGAAGUCCAUGUGACAUGACAACGUGGGAGAUUUGUCAUAUAAGGUGUUAUUUUUUGUACUAGUUGAAUCUUUUUAAUACUUAAGAAGUUUCUUGCCUUGAGUUUUUUUUAGAAUAUUUUUUAUUUCUACUACUUUUCCAGUUUACAUGCUUUUGUUCGGUCUGUCACAUCUUCUAUAAACCACUCUAAUAUCAAGUAUUAAUCAUAAUAAGUAAUAAAAAGCCCUGGGAUUAAAAGGCAGCCUGAGAAAAAGUUUGAUUGCCAGAAAUACUCACAGGUAAUGUUGAUAAGCCCUUUGUAAAACACAAACACAAGCAAAAACACCAGACAUUUUCCUUACUCAAGAAGAAGUGUGAUACGUCACCCAUUUCCAGUCCAUUGGGCUUCCAUAGAUCUAGAUCUCUUUUCAGGUAAAAUAAUGUGUUUUGGAUUGAAAUCAUUGUACAUUCCUAAAAUCUGAGUGGAUCUCAGCCUGUGGAAAUGUAAUCCUGCCAGUUGGCUCUUGAUGCAGAGGAUUGCUGUGAAGGACCAAAUCAACAAUUUAUCAAAACCAAA
This is a messenger RNA of Gasterosteus aculeatus aculeatus (three-spined stickleback), 2045 nucleotides long. RefSeq names its product MARVEL domain containing 3 (gene marveld3). Gene Ontology annotation, cellular component: membrane. Lineage: Eukaryota; Metazoa; Chordata; Actinopteri; Perciformes; Gasterosteidae. The record is from RefSeq and is a predicted model, not a curated record.